AUGCUUUUGCAAUCAUUCUUGUUUUUGAGUAAUCUAAGUUUGAUAAAUCAUUUCUUUUAUAUACAGUCGUGGCCAGAAAUAUCUAAGUUCCAGAAUAAGCCUUUUCCCCUCUAUGAUAAGCCUGGUGAUCUCUAUGAUGGACACAUAGAAGAAGGUAACUUCAAUUUCACAUCAACUGAAGCUACACAAGUGAGUGAUGGUGAUCAUGAAGUGGAAAGAGAGGAUAAUGCCUUCUCUUUUGACCUGAAUCAAUAUGGUGAUGAUUUACACAUGUAUGAUGAUCCUAGAGAUGUCGCCCCAAGUGAUGGUCCAAGAGAUGCUGCCCCAAGUGAUGGUCCAAGAGAUGCUGCCCCAAGUGAUGCUACUCAAGUAGGUCCUCCUAGUAGUUCAAAUAAUAAGCUAGUGAAGGAGACUAAGAAGAAGAAACGUGAUGAUCCAAUGGUGGAAGUGAUGGCACAAUAUGUGGAGAUCAAGCAGAAGCAAGCAGAGCAGGAGUCUGCUCUGUUGGCCGGGUCAAAAAAUGCCCAAGAAUUCUCUCUCAAUUCUGCUGCAGAAGAUGAAGAGAGUGAUGUUUUGUUUCUUCGGAGUGAAAUGGCAGAGUUGCCUCAACGUAUCUAA
Triticum aestivum (bread wheat) is the source of this 618-nucleotide messenger RNA. RefSeq lists its product as uncharacterized. NCBI's taxonomy places the organism in Eukaryota, Viridiplantae, Streptophyta, Magnoliopsida, Poales, Poaceae. The transcript has 3 exons. The coding region runs from base 1 to 618 and encodes 205 amino acids. The record is from RefSeq and is a predicted model, not a curated record.